Molecule: messenger RNA, 731 nt
Organism: Culex pipiens pallens (northern house mosquito)
Lineage: Eukaryota; Metazoa; Arthropoda; Insecta; Diptera; Culicidae
Product: RNA-binding protein 8A-like
Exons: 1
Coding region: 118-612 (164 amino acids)
Biological process (GO): RNA splicing
Cellular component (GO): cytoplasm; nucleus; exon-exon junction complex
Molecular function (GO): mRNA binding
Source: RefSeq, a predicted model, not a curated record
UGUCAAACGCCGUGUCAUCAAGUCAAAAAAACAAAACGCGCACGCACGUAAAAGAAAUCGGGAGAAAUUUUUCAACUUCGCGUGAAUUUAUUCAAGUAAAUCGCCUACGCCACCACAAUGACCGACGUGCUCGACAUCUACAAUCACGAGGAGUUCGAGGUGGACGAGGACGGCGACCAGGGCAUCGCCCGGCUGAAGGAGAAAGCCCGCAAGCGGAAGGGACGCGGCUUCGGCAACGAAAGCAUUCCCCGGGAGGCGAUCGAUUACGAGCGGCUGCAGGAUGACGAGGAGGAGGCCGAACCCGGGCCGCAACGUUCCGUCGAGGGGUGGAUCCUGUUCGUGACGUCGAUCCACGAGGAGGCCCAGGAGGACGACAUCCACGAUAAGUUUUGCGACUUUGGGGACAUUAAAAACAUUCACCUGAAUCUGGACCGACGUACGGGAUUCCUCAAGGGUUACGCACUGGUAGAGUACGAGACGUACAAGCAGGCCCUGGCGGCGAAGGAAGCGCUCAACGGAUCGGAAAUUCUGACGCAGACCAUCGCCGUCGAUUGGUGCUUCGUGAAGGGACCGAAGAAGCUGAAAAAGUCCAGCGAGCGUCGACGAAGAUAAGAAAAGGAACGCGCAGGGGAAAUAUGUUCACUCAUUUCUUAAUUUAAUAACCAAAAUGAUCAAACAUGUAUCACACAAACAGACGAAAUAAUAAAGCCAAGAAUUCAGGAUGAAAUGUA